GCCGCGAAUGACGGUUGUUACGCCGCUCGCUAUUUAACGGACACGCGUUUGUGUAUUCUUAUUUGUGUAUAGUGAAACUUUGAUAAAGUGAUGUGAACAUAAUUUAUGGUGUUAGUGGUUUUGGAUUUCGGUUUUUAAAGUGUGAUGCACGGAGUUGAGUAGUCAUGGCGUGGAGCGCGCUGCUCUUGCUAUGGGUGGUCGCAGUGGUUGCUGAUAAACACGAGGAGUCGAGCUCAACAGACCCUGAGAAUACCACGACAGCACAAACUCCACCAAUUCCCCUGAGACCAGAGUAUGCACAUCCAGCGGGUGUUGAAGCAUUGGACCCCUACAACUCAGAGAAGAAUCCGCCGCCACAUAGAGACUAUUUGGAAGAAGAUUACGACCACGAGGGUCACAAGGAUGACGACCACGAGAGCAGAGAUGAUGCAGACGAGCUGCCGUCUCUCUCUGGAGACCAUUUGCUACAGAGCUCCUCUGAGUUACCUAUGUUUUUACUAGAGCCUCAACAUGCAUAUGUGGUGCGAAAUAAACCAGCGACUUUGCGGUGUCGUGCGGCAAAUGCUUUGCAAGUGUAUUUUAUGUGUAACGAUGUUAGGUCAGUGGGAAGUACUCAGUUUGAGUUCGUGGACCCUCAAAGUGGGAUCAGAAUUGUGGAAGCCGAGUGUAAUGUGACUAGGGAUCAUUUGGAGGAGUAUUUUGGUGAAGAUCGCUUCGCGUGCAAAUGUCACGCGUGGAGCAGUCGCGGAGAUAUAAGGAGUCAACCAGCGAUUGUGGAAUUAGCUUAUCUUAAGAAGCAGUUCGCAAUAUCACCCGCCUCUACAGCAGUAGAAGCCGGAUCAGCAGCAUCAUUACGCUGUUCUCCACCAAGUGCGGCACCAGCUCCGAGGAUAUCCUGGCUAAAAAAUGGCAUCCCACUCCAGCAAGACCAUAACGUACUUAUUUCUGCUGAAGGGAACUUGCUGAUAUCGAGGGCUUCUUUACAGGACAUGACAAACUACAGUUGCGUAGCAGAGAAUAUAGCCGGUAAAAGAAUUUCGGAACCUGCUGCACUUACAGUAUAUGUAAAUGGUGGAUGGACCGCCUGGGGUCCCUGGACCCAAUGCAGAUGCAAUGGAAGAGUAUCGGGUCAGCGGCGAAGCAGAACGUGCACAGAGCCGCAUCCAUUACACGGUGGGGCCCCGUGUCAAGGACAGAGUGUUCAGAAGACAUCUGACUGUGUACUGUGCCAAAACGCAUCCCCUGGAUCUUCUGGUCGUUGGGGCAGCUGGACAGAAUGGUCUGAAUGUGGUUCAGACUGCCGACAGUCCAGGCGAAGGUCCUGUGUUGGAGACACGUGCUCUGGAGCCCAGGUUCAACACGCUGACUGCAUUGGUGACUUCUGUGGAGUCCAUGGAGUCGCUGCUCAUAGUGACAUACCACUGUACAUUGGUAUUGCGGUAGCUGUGGUGGUGUUCCUUGCUGGUGCUGCAGUGCUUUACAAGCUACUGCAAAGGAAGACCAGGGACCAUUCACUUUACACCAUGACUAGAACAGAUUUCCAACCAGAAAUAUACCCGACAGUGGAGAAGCAGUCCCUAUCCCUGGGUCCAGAUCUGAUGCAACACCGUCCGCCAAGAUAUGAGCAUCCGCCUCCAGAUCCACGGACGGAGCACCAUUACGAUGUGCCGCAUUUGACUAACAGCUACGCAUCGCCAGUUGACCAGCAAGUUACCCCGAGCGCGUCCAGCAAAGGCCACAGCGAUGAGUACGACACGAAGCCUUACAGCGAGUCGGAGCAUUCCGCCUCCAGCUGUUUCACCAGUUCUGGCUCAAUGUACGACGCGACAAAUGAAUCCGUUACGUUACAAUUAGCGGAACUUGUUUCUAAUUCACCGACUUCCCAAUCGUUAUCAGUGUCAAGUUCGGGAGCCAGACUUUCGCUACCAGCGGGGGUAGCCAUUUCUAUACCAGAAGGAGCGCUUGGUAGAGGACGUCGUGAGCAAAUAUACGUCGCCGUUGUCAAAGAUGACAGAUACAGAGCAAGACUUGGAAAAGGUAUCACGCAACUGAGUCCAGUAGUUAAAUGUGGCCCACCUAGACUUCAAUUAAACAAGUCGGUUAUAUUACAAAUACCGCAUUGUGCGAGCCUAAAGCACGGUUUCUGGAACCUGGCUCUGUACGCCAUAGACAAUAACAAAGACAACGCCCAGCCACAUUGGAAGAAAAUUGUCAACCUCGGCCAAGAGACGAUCAACACUCCGGUCUUCACUCAACUCGACACCGACAAAAUAUUCCUAGUGACCGAUAUGCUAUCUACAUUUGUUUUAGUCGGGGAAAGUUUUAAUGGAAAGGCCGUGAAGGCACUCCAAUUAGCCGUGUACGCCCAACCCUCGAUUAAUGAUUCAUGCACCGAGUACACUAUCCGCUUCUAUAUAUUCGAAGAUACCCCGUGCGCCACUUAUUACUGUCAGGAACAGGAAAAGAAAUCAGGCGGAGUUCUAUUGGAGCGACCGAAAACGUUGCUAUUCCAAGACGGUGGAUCCAAUUUAUGUCUAACUUUGGAACACCUCAGCCCCGGAUGGAAAGCGAGACCGGGCGCAGCGUACCAAGAAAUACCUUUCGGCCACAUUUGGACGUCGAGCUACAACGCCCUGCACUGCAAUUUCACGUUAGACCGAUCAUACGACUGCGACAAUAUCGACUUCACUGUAUCCGCCUGUCAAAGGACGAAUCCGUCCUACAAGCAAACGUUCCGAAUAUCAAUCGACGAUCUGACCCAUUCACCGAGAGGACGCUCGCCUCGCGUAGAUGCCAGGAAUUUCAAUAUCACAGAAAAUUUGUUAGAAGCGCGUAUAUGCCGGAGCGAGACGAGCGACGACGGAAGCGUGAAAAGGAACGUCACCGUAAACGAAACUGGGGUGAACGAGACCGACGGCCCUUUUAAGUUGAACGUCAGAAUCAAGCGUCAGCUGUGCUCGAUUCUGGACCCGCCGAACGCUAGGGGCAACGAUUGGAGGGCACUGGCCAGUAGACUAGGGGUCGAUAGGUACACCACGUGGUUUGCGACUAAGAGUUCUCCUACCGAAGCUAUUUUGGAGUUAUGGGAGUGCAGGGAGCGAGGACCCGCCGCGAUAUCUUCGCUGGCUACCGCCCUGCGGCAGAUGGACCGCCACGAUGCAGCAGAUCUGCUGCAGAAUAGGCCGUCUUGGUUAUGAAUUGUGACUUAAUAAUACAUAGAGGCUUCGGAACAAAGGUAUGAGUUUUCUAUGUUGUAUGUAAAGGGCGGAAGUAUCGAGGCGUUGCUAAUUAUUGUGUAGUUUAAAUGUUACUUAGAGUAUCGGCCAUUGGCCGUGUAAAAUCGUGGUAGUUGUCAAACUAUCGAUGCUGUAGAUAAGCGAAUAAAUUAUAUAGUAGCAAUAAUAGUGCCUAAUCUUUUAAAGAAUGUAGCCGUGUAUCGGAUGUUUUGUUAUUUUUAUAAGCGUUUGAGUGUUCAUUGUAUUGGAAUAUUUCGAUUAAGUUAUGCUUUGUUUUAUGUCGGUAACUAUUAGCGCGCAUUAAUUCUGCAUUUUAGUAUUCGUUAGUUGUCUUUUGUUUAGGUUGUCAUAGUGACACCGCCAUUUUGAACGCGUUGCUAUGGCAACUUGUAAGCUCGUAGUUACGUAAAAUUAGAUACGUGCCAAAAUAUUUUUUUGGCAAAUUAAACGCACUAUUCCGAGCUUAUUGUAAAAAUUGUUUAUUAUAAGACUUAAAUGCAUUUACUACAAUGGGUUAUGAUAUUAAAAUUAUAUUUUAACUGGGUAUACGAUACAGAUUGACUAGUAAAUGACAUCUAUAUAUAUGAAACAAUACAUAUAAAUCUUUUAACUCCACCUGGAAGGGAAGCUUUCUAAGGAAUAUUUCGUAUCAAAAUAAAUAUCCUGAACAUACUUCAAUAUGUGUGUGAAACUUCGCAAUUUUUUUAAAGGAAUAUAACUGCUCGCUGAAAACAAGGCUAUUUUUUAAAUUUAUCUCCUUCUGAUGCCACUUUAUUGAUAAAGGGAUUUUGCGCUAGUCUAUACAGUUCUUCGGCGGAUGUGAUGCCAGUCUACUUGCAAUGCAACCACGACUUCUUCCAUCUACCAAACCUUCUCUUGUUAUAUGACGCAAAACUUGUCCGAAAUAAACUUGUCCUAUUUACUCUUCCCACCAGGCGGUGUUAAAAAUUAUACUUAUGCGUUUCGGCAUUGAAGUCAUUACUACCUGCAGGGUUACUCUGUUACUUUAAUUUCUAAUGUUGAGGGUUCGUACCACGUAAAUUUAUCUUAUAUCAAGAAAUCCAUCAGCGUUUAUUGAAUUACAUCGAAAUUGACUUCAUUAAAUUUUACAGAGUAGCCCUGCUGAUUGGUAAUUAUUACAUUACUGCAAAAAUCUUAUAAUAUAUUUCGACCACACUGCUGACAUAGUAUGUAAUCUCUAUAUUAAGUUUUAAAGACUAAAAUAUCGUAAUGUUAUCGAAAAAUUGUACAAUUUUAUUUUGGAUUUUUUUUUAUAUACCCGACGUAGUUCCUGUCUGUAUAUAUUUUUUAUAUAUAAAAAGUGAUUACGAUAACCUAUCCUUAACUUUUUGUGCACUCAAAAAUAUCUAUAUAAUUAUGGUAAAUAGUGUUUAUAAUAAACCAUUUCCGUAUCAGUAACGAAGGAUUUGUAUUGGAUCUACAAAAACACAAAAUGAUAUGAUUUUUGUAGAUCUGAUAAUUCCAAGACAGUUUGCUCCAGUUCAAACAAUUUGUAUGACUAAAAACUUGGCGAGUCAAAAGAGUGGUGGAGAGUUUCUUGCCAGUUCUUCUUGCCCUCUACGCCCAUGACUUGCGAGCUGGUAGUGAAUGUAAGUUUGGAAUAAAUUUAACACCUUUUCUGUUGACGUUCAUAGGUGUACAUGGUUACCUAUAUGAAUAAAGUUAUUUUUAGUUUGCGUUCUCUUUCCACACAGCCUCUGAAAGGUUCUUUACAAUUGUGUUAAAAACAUGUCGAUUAUAAAAGAGUUUCAACAUACUAUGACUCUUAAAUCACUUUUUAUACUUAAAAUGAAAUGUAAAUAAUUUAACACGUAGUAAAAAAUAUAACCAGAAUUUGUAUGAUAAAAUCCUCACCGCUGUAGAAUAUAUAUUUUUGUUAACGUGAUGACUAUUAAAUAAAUGGAUCUGUGAUAAUUAAAAUAAUAUGAAAUAAAUUA
Molecule: messenger RNA, 5194 nt
Organism: Pieris brassicae (large cabbage white)
Lineage: Eukaryota; Metazoa; Arthropoda; Insecta; Lepidoptera; Pieridae
Product: netrin receptor UNC5C-like
Exons: 12
Coding region: 165-3197 (1010 amino acids)
Biological process (GO): netrin-activated signaling pathway; motor neuron axon guidance
Cellular component (GO): membrane
Molecular function (GO): protein binding; netrin receptor activity
Source: RefSeq, a predicted model, not a curated record